UCCAUCCCUCCGAGCCUCCCUCACUCUCUCUCCGCUUACAGUAGUACUAUCUAUCUUCCACUCGAAUCGCAGUCUCUCUGUCAGUAUCCACGAUAUGAGCGCUAUAAUGGCGCGAAACAUGGUACCUCUGCGUCCGAAAGGAACAGUUUCAGCGCACCUGUGCCGGGCUGUGUUUAUCGCCUCGGCUUGGAUGUCACUGAUGGGACCCGUGCGAUGUGACAGCCGGAGCGACGCGCAUCGUAUGCUUGACAGCGGUGGCGGUAUAGGCAUAGACAGGAGAGACGGAAUGUUCGAACAGGACUUGGGUGAUAAUGAUAUGGACAUGGAAUCCCGGCGCUUCAGGAGAGCUCUAUCCCAAGAGAAAGUGUCCCUGCUCAGCAGCUCGUUCGUGCUCAAAGGGGAUGCCACUCACAACCAGGCGAUGGUUCACUGGACGGGGGAGAACAGCAGCGUCAUUCUCAUCCUGACCAAGUAUUACCAUGUCGACUCCAGCAAGGUCCUGGAGAGCUCCCUCUGGAGAUCCAGUGACUAUGGCACCACCUACACAAAGCUCAACCUGAUGCCUGGUACAACCAUCGUGGUCUCUAACUUCUAUAUCUGCCCCACCAACAAGAAAAAGGUGAUCCUGGUGAGUUCGUCCAUUAACGAGCGGGACCAGUUGCUGUUCAUCAGUACAGACGAGGGCUCCUCUUUCCAGCGCCAGCCCCUCUCCUUCACUGCUGAGACCCUCCUCUUCCACCCUAAGGAGGAGGACAAGGUGCUGGCUUACUGCAAGGAGGGCAAGCUCUAUGUGUCCAUGGAUUUGGGCCGGAAGUGGACUCUAAUGCAGGAACGAGUAACCAAGGGCAGAAUAUUCUGGUCUGUGGCUGGUGUAGAUGUGGACCCUGACUUGGUGCAUAUGGAGAUGCAGGACACAAGUGGAGGGUACCUGUAUGUAACCUGUCUGAUCCAGAACUGCUCAGACAAGACCGUAACGGCUCAGUUCCUGGGGAAGAUUGACCACAACUCUCUCUCAGUCCAGGACGACUACAUAUUUGUCAAGGUGACCACAGGAAACCGCACCAAGCACUACGUCUCAUACCAACGGAACGAGUUUGUCCAGAUGAGUUUCCCGAAAUACGCCCUACCAAAGGACGUCCACAUAGUGAGUACGGAUGAGAGCCAGGUGUUCCUGGCCCUGCAGGAGUGGUACCAGACAGACAGCUACAACCUGUACCAGUCGGACCCGCAGGGUGUUUACUACUCCGUCGUGCUGGAGAACGUCCGUAGUGCCAAGCAGCCGGAGGAGAGCGUUGUUAUAGACAUACUGGAGGUGCGCGGGAUCAAGGGGGUCUUCCUGGCCAAUCAGAAGGUGGAUGGCAAAGUGCGGACUCUCAUCACCUAUAACAAAGGCCGAGACUGGGAACCGCUAGCUCCGCCUACUACUGACAUGAACGGCAAACCGGUCAACUGCAAAUCACCUGACUGUCACCUCCACCUCCACCUGCGCUGGGCUGACAACCCCUACGUAUCAGGGACCGUUCACACCAAAGACUCCGCCCCCGGACUCAUCAUGGGCGCAGGUAACUUGGGUUCCCAGCUGGUGGAGUAUAAAGAAGAGAUGUACAUCACCGCUGACUGUGGGAAGACCUGGAGACAGGUGUUUGAGGAGGAGCAUCACAUCCUGUACCUGGACCAUGGAGGGGUCAUCGUUGCCAUCAAAGACACCUCCAUCCCUCUCAAAAUACUCAAGUUCAGUAUUGAUGAGGGACGCACCUGGACCAUCCACAACUUCACAAGCACCUCAGUGUUCGUGGACGGACUUCUGAGCGAGCCGGGAGAUGAGACAUUGGUCAUGACGGUGUUCGGUCACAUCAGCUAUCGGUCAGACUGGGAGCUGGUCAAGGUGGACUUCAGACAGUCAUUCCCCAGACAAUGUACAGAGGGAGACUACGACUCCUGGAAACUCACAGAUCUGCAGGGAGAGAAGUGCAUCAUGGGUCAGGAGAGGAGUUUCAGGAAGAGGAAGGACACUGCGUUCUGUAUCAAGGGGAGGAGCUACACCUCCGCCCUGACUACCAAGCCCUGCCAGUGCUCCGAGAAAGACUUCAACUGUGACUAUGGGUUUGAACGUGCCCAGAGCCUCAAAACAGAGGGAGAUAGAUGCUUCGCUGACUUCUGGCACGACCCAGACUCACCGCCUGACGACUGUCACCAGGGACACAACUUUGAGUCCAGUACUGGGUACAGGAAGGUUGUGUCCAACUUGUGUGAAGGGGGAGUGAACAAGCAGCAGAGCGCCAAGCAGCACACCUGUCCUCUGCUGCCGCCCAGAGGCCUCCAGCUGGGCAUCAAAGGACAGAUGCUGGCUGUGGCGCCUGGUGAUGACAUCACCUUCAUUGUCCACCAGGAGCAGGGUGACACCAGCAGCACUAAGUACCAGGUGGAUCUGGGGGACGGGAUGAGGGCCAUCUACCAGAAUCUGACGGUGACAGACGAACCCAUCCAGCACCGCUACGAACAGCAGGGAGUCUACCGCGUCACCGUCAAGGCUGAGAACGUUGCCGGAUAUGACCAGGCCACCAUAUAUAUCCAGGUCACAGCCCCUCUACAGGAAGUUCACCUAGAAGUAGUUCCCAUCGCCGGGAUUAACCAGGAAGUCAACCUGACAGCUGUGGUACUUCCCUUUGAGGCCAACCUGACUGUCUUCUACUGGUGGAUAGGAGACAACCUGCAGCCCAAGAUGUCCCUGGGGAACAGUCUGAUAACGAGGUUCCCUGAGGAAGGAGAGGUGUCUGUCACCGUCCAGGCCUCUAACGGACGCUCCAUGGUGCAGGACACCAAGAACGUCCACGUCUACGACCGUUUCCAGGUCAUCCCCCUUGCCUUCAGCAGUAACCUGGACCGCCUCAACCCAAACAUUCCAGAGUGGAGGGAGGACGUGGGUCAGGUGGUCACCAAGAUAUUGUCAAAGAUCACAGGUAUCCCCCAGGUGUCCCUGGUAACCAUGGUGAAGCGGGGCCUGCCCACCACAGCUGACCUGUACGUUCUCCCACCAGAGAGCCAGCGUGAUAAGAGGAGCGUGUUUGUGGAUAAGCGUAUCCCUGCCAUCAAGCAGGCCUUCAACGACAACAACGUUAGCUUCAUCGUACGAGGAGGUCUACAGGUGUUGGUGACGCUAGCUGACCCGAACGCAGGUUCUCAGGGUGGAGUGGCAGGUCCUGGAGUCUGGGCUCUCUCUGUCAUCUUCCUCAUCAGCCUCCUCGCUACUGGAUCCUUCAUCCUCUACAAGUUCAAGAGUCCUUGGCUUAGGACUGAGGAUGCCUAUCCUCCGCUGUUUUUCAGAAAGCUGCCCGGCCGGAACGUGUACGCCCAGAUGCACAAUGAGAAGGAGCAGGAGAUGACCAGCCCUGUCAAUCACAGUGAGGACACGCAGCACAUCAUCCAGGGGGAGGAGUUUAUUGACGACGACCUGGACUCACAGACUCUAGGUAACGCAGAAGGUAACCACUCGGGCGUGGUGCUGAGCAUCAACUCCAGAGAGCUGCACAGCUACCUGACCAGCUGAUGGCUGAACACAGACACGCUAAUCAGCUAGCCAUGCUAACGAGCACAGGGAACUCUAAUCUGCCUUCCUCCUCUGUCGCUCUGUCUGACCAACCAAUCCACCGCUCCCCGUACAGAGGAAGAGAGAAAGCACCACAGUACUACAGUCUAGCAUUAGUCCCUCUCUGUCCUCUCCUCUCUGAUUCCUCUCCACGGCCCCUUGCUCCCUCGUUUCCGUCUCUCGCUCAGAGGGACACUUAUCCUCCGUUCUGCUCGUCUCUCUAUCCCGUCCUCCACUGCGUUACUGUAACAUCGGGGGUGUGUGCCAACUCUGCUUUUUACCCAGUGUCCUUUGCACCCAGUGUCCUUUGCACCAGUGUCCUUUGCACCAGCGUCCUUUGCACCCAGUGUCCUUGUGUCCUUGUACCCAGUGUCAUGACUGCUCUGUGUAUUCUCACUGGCUAAACCCCUCGGAGAAUGAUUGGAUGCCACCCAGUGAGGAAAGAGAACGCCCCACCUACUGGCCUGCCAUUUAGAACGCUCAGGACUGUAAGACUCGUCUUUCCCUGACCCUCACCAGGUAGUUUCCAGAUACGCUAUACAGUGCAUUUUCACAAUGUUGUUACGUUCCAGCCUUAUUCUAAAAUGGAUUGAAUAGUUUUUCCCCCUCAUCAAUACCCCAUAAUGACAUCACAAUACCCC
Molecule: messenger RNA, 4227 nt
Organism: Oncorhynchus tshawytscha (Chinook salmon)
Lineage: Eukaryota; Metazoa; Chordata; Actinopteri; Salmoniformes; Salmonidae
Product: VPS10 domain-containing receptor SorCS2-like
Exons: 26
Coding region: 95-3547 (1150 amino acids)
Cellular component (GO): membrane
Molecular function (GO): protein binding
Source: RefSeq, a predicted model, not a curated record